Molecule: messenger RNA, 3477 nt
Organism: Paramormyrops kingsleyae
Lineage: Eukaryota; Metazoa; Chordata; Actinopteri; Osteoglossiformes; Mormyridae
Gene: arfgap2
Product: ADP-ribosylation factor GTPase activating protein 2
Biological process (GO): COPI coating of Golgi vesicle
Molecular function (GO): GTPase activator activity
Source: RefSeq, a predicted model, not a curated record
UCUGCGCCAUACGAGGCGCUGUAGUUCCUAGUAUCGCUGAAAGCUGGCAAGAUGGCGUCAGAGCCGAACAAGACUGAGAUUCUGACCAUUUUUAAAAGGCUGAGGUCCAUCGCUACAAACAAGGCAUGCUUUGAUUGUGCUGCUAAAAAUCCUAGCUGGGCAAGUAUACCAUAUGGAGUGUUCCUCUGUAUCGACUGCUCUGGCAGCCACCGCUCUUUGGGAGUGCACCUUAGCUUCGUCAGAUCUACAGAACUGGAUUCCAACUGGAAUUGGUUUCAGCUGAGAUGCAUGCAGGUUGGAGGAAAUGCCAGUGCGACUGCCUUUUUCCGUCAACAUGGCUGCACGACCAGCGACACCAAUGCUAAGUAUAACAGCAGAGCGGCUCAGAUGUACCGCGAGAAGAUCCGACAGCUGGCCAAUGCUGCUCUGGCCAAGUACGGUACUGAUCUGUGGAUUGAGGCGUCAGGGAACACCCAGUCUGCUGCUUCUGAAAAGAGAGAUCCAGAUUUCUUUGCUGAACAUAGUCAGCCUCUGAACAGCUGGGACGUGCAGGGACAAAACCUGCAGGAACAAAACGGAGCACUUGCCCCACAGGGGGUGGAGGUGUCGUCCAAGGAGUCGGCUAAAGUCAGUGCUGAUCAAGAAGAAGGCCCGAGCAUCGAGGGCCUCAGUACGUCUCCUAAAGCUGUACUUGAGGACUCAAUGCGCUUGUCGUCCGAUCAGCCGCAGCCUUCUGAAGAUGUGAAGUCGUCUAUUAUUGGGAAGAAGAAGCCUGCAGUGGCCAAAAAAGGGCUUGGUGCUAAGAAAGGCCUCGGAGCCCAGAAAGUGAGCAGCAAGAGCUUCUCCGAGGUGGAGAAGCAGGCCCAAGUGGCUGAGAAGCUGAGGGAGGAGCAGGCCGCGGAGGCCAAGAAGCAGGCUGAGGAGUCCAUUGUGGCUUCCAUGCGCCUGGCAUAUAAAGAGCUCCAGAUCGACAGGAAGAUGGAGGAGAAGAAGCUUCAGAGCUUGGAGGGGAAGAAGAGGGAGCAGGCUGAGAGGCUGGGGAUGGGCUUUGGGAACCGGAGUGCUGUGUCCCAUUCUGUGAUGUCAGAGAUGCAGCUGAUCGAACAGGAGACUCCCGUUGGAGUUAAGUCUUCCACCUGCUCCAAGCUGGAUAUGUUUGAUGAGCCAGGCUUCACCGCCGGGCCCCCAAAGUACAAGGACAACCCGUUCAUGUCAGGAGACACCUUCGCUUCGCGCUGGGACACAGACAGUGGCUCCUCCUUCUCCUCCUGGACCCUGGAGAAAGAGGAAAGCAAAGACACUGAAGUGACCAUUUCCAGUAUCCAGCCCAUUGGGGAGAGGUUGCCUAGUCGACGGAAGCCGGAGACCAGCACUGCUGUGCCGGAGUCCAGCGAGGCGCGGGAGAAAUUUGCGAAUGCCAAAGCGAUUUCCUCUGACAUGUUCUUUGGCAAGGAGAGUAAUGCUGAGUAUGAAGCAAAGGCGCGUCUGGAGAGCAUGUCAGGCAGCACAUCCAUCAGCUCCGCAGACCUCUUCGGGGACGGCAGAGAGCGUUCAGGUUCGUCCGGCUUUGACAGCGUGCUUCCGUCAGGCCCAGACAUUGCACAGUUCAAGCAAGGUGUGAAGACCGUGGCGGGAAAGAUGGCGGUUCUGGCCAACGGGGUGAUGAACACAAUCCAGGAUCGCUAUGGCUCAUACUGAAAACAGAUACCCAACGCUGACAGACAAGACUAUCGAUGACGACAAAUUUAUGGGCUGUAUUCCUCCUUGGUGUGUGUGUCAAGAUGGUGAUGAAAAUCACAAAAGGAAAGGCAUGACUGGUGUGCGACCAUUAACUCUGUAUUGUGUUCGCCUACCAACACUUUUAUAGACCAUAAAGAGACUGAAGCAGUAUUUUCAAUAGGAAACAUUUCAGUUUUGUUUUUUCUUCCCAGAAAAAGGCACUUUUAGGUGUAGAAAGUCAUUUUCGGAGCCAUGGUGCUUCCUUAAGUUAAUUGAUUCUAAUUUGAUCUGCAUUUUCAUAAUUCUUGCUUUAAUAUCCUAUAUUUAUAACCAGAAAUUCAAGUUUUCAUUUUAGCUGUAUUCAUAUUUAUAUUUGUGCCUACAGUAUCACUGUCAAAGGUGGAUAAUUCCUUAAUGAAUUUAUCAUGAAAGGAAAUGUAUCCAAAGCCACUAGACGAGUCCCCAGUCUAUUACUCUGUUACUAGGCCGAGAUUGGAAAAAAUAUAUUGGAUUAAAGUAUUUCAGGUAUUUCCCCCCGAUUCCUUGUCAUAGACUGUAAAAAUCUGAAUUUUUAAUAGCUCCUUUUAUAUUGUGAAAUAUUUUCAGUCUCCAAAGUCUCAUCAGCUUAUAAAAUGUUUUUUUUUUGUUAAUUCCUCUAUUUAGACUUUUUUAAGCCACUUAGAAUGAAUCUGUAAAAUUUAUUUGCAUGUUUGCAAGCUUUAUCUCACAUGCCGGUCAGGCAGACCGUUUUAAUGGUGAUGAUGCUUCCUGUAGUUUCAUUUAUUCCUGCCAGCGACUCUCCCCUCUAACAUUUAGAGCUUGAGCCCAUCUACGUGGAGCAGAAUUGAAGUCUGUUUAUAAAAUGUCUUCAAGAUUAAACAAAUAGAAAAAUCCAGAUGUUUUCACGUAAACAGGCCAGGUGCUUGACCUGAAUUAUACACAAGAAAUAGAAAUCAGUGGUAAAUGGCUCAGUGUCACUUAACUGUUUAACCCUGUAAUCACUGUUGGAAUGGUCCAUGACUACUACUGUGCAAAACUUGGAAUUCUAAGCAAAAAUAUCUACACUAACCUCUAGAGGUCAGCACAUAACACAUCUUAACACAUAACCAGUACUGGUCAGAAGUGCUGAGUUUUGUCUUUUAACAUAUCCUGGACUGCUUGAGAACUGUCUAUCCCUAUUUAUUUUGAUGUCUUUUCUGAACAAACUAUCUUGAAACAUGAAUAUAAGCGUACUGGAAUGGCAUGACUCAUCUGACUGUACAGCCUUUAAGUCAGGGAAUCGUAUGCGUAUUGAACAAAUUAGGAAAAUAAGGAGCGAGAUAAUGAAUUGAAUUGCUAAUGCCAAUUUUCAGAAUGUUUUAAGUAUUGACACACAGCCUUUUGCCGCCCCCCCCCCCCCAGAAGUAUUUCUGAGAGUUGAGGAGGGGUGCUGAGUCAUUUCUUCUAAGUCGUUUGGUACUUAACAUUUGUUUAAAAGCACAUGAAUAAAAAUUCCAUGCUUCCUGUUUCUAGCAAACAUGGAAGUUAGGAGUUUUAAGCGCCCAAAAAGAAUUUAUACUUGUCCUGGAAAUACGUUAAGAACAAAUGUUUUCCCCGCUGUUACAGCAGGUGCAUAAACUGGCCUUAUGGGGAUUUGUUUGUGUGUCUUAGCUGUGCUGAUAUUCCCCUGAUUGCCCUGCCUAUCUUUGCCCGUUGUUAAUAUGAGUCAUGAUACUUGUAUGCAAAUGAAAUGAAUUAUCAAUAAAAAUUGAAACAUUA